This is a messenger RNA of Oncorhynchus gorbuscha (pink salmon), 4702 nucleotides long. RefSeq names its product alpha-actinin-3-like. Gene Ontology annotation, molecular function: actin filament binding; calcium ion binding. The record is from RefSeq and is a predicted model, not a curated record. Lineage: Eukaryota; Metazoa; Chordata; Actinopteri; Salmoniformes; Salmonidae. Bases 175 to 2868 code for a protein of 897 amino acids. The transcript has 22 exons. Gene Ontology annotation, cellular component: plasma membrane; cell junction; cell projection. Gene Ontology annotation, biological process: muscle cell development; actin cytoskeleton organization.
GAGCUUCUGGUAGUGGGAGCUGCACCUCCGCCGCAGUCUGUACUCUGCCUCUGCCUCUUCUUUCUCCUGACCAGCACACCUGACAGACAGCGACUCUUCAAGCCCAAGGAGGGUUCCUUCUCGUUUAUUUUCUACAUAAUCAGAAGGGGGUACUAGAAACCCCAACAAGGCGUGAUGAUGGCUGUCGAAACCCAAGCGCAAUACACCACCUCUUAUAUGAUGAACGAGGAACACCAGUACAUGACGCCAGAGGAUGAGUGGGACAGGGACCUACUGCUGGACCCCGCCUGGGAGAAACAGCAGCGAAAGACUUUCACAGCUUGGUGUAACUCCCACUUGAGGAAGGCAGGGACACAGAUCGAGAACAUAGAGGAUGACUUCAGGAAUGGCCUCAAGCUCAUGCUGCUGCUGGAGGUCAUCUCAGGUGAGAGACUGCCCAAACCUGACAAAGGCAAGAUGCGUUUCCACAAGAUCGCCAACGUGAACAAAGCCCUGGACUUCAUCUGCAGCAAGGGAGUCAAGCUGGUGUCCAUCGGAGCUGAGGAGAUCGUCGACGGUAACACGAAGAUGACUCUGGGAAUGAUCUGGACCAUCAUCCUGCGCUUCGCCAUCCAGGACAUCUCCGUGGAAGAGACCUCUGCUAAAGAGGGUCUUCUUCUAUGGUGCCAGAGGAAGACUGCCCCCUACAGGAACGUUAACGUUCAGAACUUCCACAUCAGUUGGAAAGAUGGCCUGGCACUGUGUGCCCUGAUCCACAGACACAGACCUGACCUCAUUGACUACUCCAAACUGAAAAAGGAUGACCCCAUUGGUAACCUCAACACUGCCUUCGAGGUGGCUGAGAAGUACCUGGACAUCCCCAAGAUGCUUGAUGCUGAGGACAUUGUGAACACCCCCAAGCCUGAUGAGAAGGCCAUCAUGACCUACGUGUCCUGCUUCUACCACGCCUUCGCUGGUGCUGAGCAGGCUGAGACAGCAGCUAACAGGAUCUGUAAAGUGCUGGCUGUGAACCAGGAGAAUGAGAAACUCAUGGAGGAGUAUGAGAAGCUGGCCAGUGAGCUGCUGGAGUGGAUCCGCAAAACCAUCCCGUGGCUGGAGAACCGCACGGCGGAGCAUCACAUGAGAGCCAUGCAGCAGAAGCUGGAGGACUUCAGGGACUACCGCCGCGUCCACAAGCCGCCCCGCGUCCAGGAGAAGUGUCAGCUGGAGAUCAACUUCAACACCCUGCAGACCAAGCUGAGGCUGAGCAACCGGCCCGCCUUCAUGCCCUCCGAGGGAAAGAUGGUCUCGGACAUAGCCAAUGCCUGGAAGGGUCUGGAGCAGGUGGAGAAGGGAUAUGAGGAGUGGCUACUUACUGAGAUCAGACGUCUGGAGAGACUGGACCACCUGGCUGAGAAGUUCAAACAGAAGUGUUCCCUGCACCAGUCCUGGACCUCGGGUAAGGAGGAGCUGCUGUCCAUGAAGGACUAUGAGUCGGCCUCUCUGAUGGAGAUCAGGGCUUUGAUGAGGAAACAUGAGGCCUUUGAGUCUGACCUGGCCGCCCACCAGGACAGAGUGGAGCAGAUCGCUGCUAUCGCACAGGAGCUCAAUGAGCUGGACUACCAUGAUGCGUCCUCAGUGAACACCCGCUGCCAGGGCAUCUGUGACCAGUGGGACAACCUGGGUACCCUCACCCAGAAGAGAAGAGACUCUCUGGAGCGUGUGGAGAAACUGUGGGAGACCAUCGACCAGCUUUACCUGGAGUUCGCCAAGAGGGCGGCGCCCUUCAACAACUGGAUGGAUGGAGCCAUGGAGGAUCUGCAGGACAUGUUCAUCGUCCACAGCACCGAGGAGAUCCAUUCUCUGAUCACAGCCCAUGACCAGUUCAAGGCCACCCUGCCAGAGGCUGAUAAGGAGCGCAUGGCCACCAUGGGCAUCCAGAGUGAGAUCGUAAAGAUCGCUCAGACCUACGGCAUCAAGCUGUCAGGAGUCAACCCCUACACCAACCUCUCACCCCAGGAUAUCACCAACAAGUGGGAGACCGUGAAGCACCUUGUUCCUCUCAGGGACCAGAUGCUGCAGGAGGAGGUAGCCAGACAGCAGGCCAACGAGAGGCUGAGGCGCCAGUUCGCUGCCCAGGCCAACAUUAUCGGACCCUGGAUCCAGACUAAGAUGGAGGAGAUUGGUCAUGUGUCUGUGGACAUUGCUGGAUCUCUAGAGGAACAGAUGAACAGCCUGAAGCAGUAUGAACAAAACAUUAUCAACUACAAGUGUAACAUUGACAAGCUGGAGGGAGACCAUCAGCUCAGCCAGGAGUCCCUCAUCUUCGAUAACAAGCACACCAACUACACUAUGGAGCAUAUCCGUGUGGGCUGGGAGCAGCUCCUGACCACCAUCGCCCGCACCAUCAACGAGGUGGAGAACCAGAUCUUGACCCGCGACGCCAAGGGCAUCAGCCAGGAGCAGCUCAACGAGUUCCGUGCCUCCUUCAACCACUUCGACAGGAAGAGAAACGGCAUGAUGGACCCAGACGACUUCCGUGCCUGUCUCAUCUCCAUGGGUUACGAUCUGGGUGAGGUGGAGUUUGCCCGCAUCAUGACGCUGGUGGAUUCCAACAACACUGGAGUGGUCACCUUCCAGGCCUUUAUCGACUUCAUGACCCGCGAGACAGCCGAGACAGACACAGCCGAUCAGGUCAUGGCCUCUUUCAAGAUCCUGGCCUCAGACAAGUCCUACAUCACGGUUGAUGAGCUACGCAGGGAGCUGCCCCCAGAGCAGGCAGAGUACUGCAUCAGCCGCAUGACCAGGUACAUUGGAGCUGACGGCCCAGCCGGAGCCCUCGACUACAUCUCCUUCUCCAGCGCUCUCUACGGAGAGAGCGACUUGUAAACCCCCUCUCCUCCUCCUCUUCCUUUUCUCCUCCCUUUAUCUUCCCCCUCUCCUGUAUGGAGAGAGCGACUUGUUUCCCUCCUCUCCCUUCUCCUCUCCUCCUCUUUCCCCUUACUUGUCCUCCCUCUAUCCUCCUCCUCUCAGUCAUCUGAAGUUUCCCUCAUUCUAAACCUUCCUCCAUGUUGUCCACACUUCCCAGAGAGGAAGAGACGGUGGGAGGCUUUACUCAAAUCAAAACUCAGAGACUCACCAUGUCCUGUUUAGGUCUGUCUGGAUAUCUUACUGUUUAACUGUCAUCCCUCUCUCAUUCAUACUGUCAUCUGUACUGCACCAAGUGCCUGAUGAGCCAGAACACCUGCAGUCACACGAUAAUCCGCUUCACAUUAACCUUUAGUAUGAUCAACAGGACAGAGAGAUCACAAAGGAAGAAGAGAAAUAAAGAAAAAUACUAAAAUGGUUGAACAGUAGCAGAGUAUUGGAGCACAGCCCCUCUGGCCCUACACUCUUAGGAAAAGGGGUUCCAAAAGGGUUCUACCUGGAACUAAAAAGGGUUCUACCUGGAACUAAAAAGGGUUCUACCUGGAACUAAAAAGGGUUCUACCUGGAACUAAAAAGGGUUCUACCUGGAACUAAAAAGGGUUCUUCAAAGGGCUCUCCUAUAGGGACAGCUGAAUAACCCUUUUAAGUUCCAGAUAUCACCUUUUUUUCUAAGAAUUUACACCUGUCCUCCUCUCAGAAUAUUAAAAUAUGUUUUGGUAAAAUGGCUUACAAAAAUGUGGAAGAAGAUUGGUUGGUUAUGUAUUGUUGCAGAUGCAUAUUGUGUUUAUACUGUAGUGGAAAUGCUGUCCAAUCUGAUUGGUUGAAUCCCCCCUUACACCCCAACUUCUUUAUAGCACCCCUUAUCCCAGAAGACAUGCCCCUCCCUUUCCAUAGAAACUUGUAACGUUGUGCCAAUGUUUUCAUAACGUUGUCAUUAAGUAGGUAUCCCAACUAUCCAAGAUAUACAUGUUGAGUUAUAUUAUGUGUAAGAAAGCCAUGCAGUCUCAAGCUCACCUUCAACUCAGACAGACAAAGACAGACCGUAGUACCUGUUGUCAACCAUUAAUGUUAUGUUAACAUUAGUUGUCAAUCAUCAAAUUUAGCCUGUGAUUUUAGGGAUUAUUUUGGACGCACCCUAAAUGAAUGCAGUAGAUCUGAUGACCCCCCCCCCCCCAACAAUAGGCCCAACAAGAGAGAGCAACCUGAGUAAUGCAUUGUGGAUAAGAGUUAGUCAACCACUGGUCACCCGUCACCCUACAGACAGGAAAGCUCAUUUUGUUUGAAGGACAGGACGUCACCUCUCUCCUCUGCCACCCUCUAUCAUCACUCCCUUCGUAUUGCAGUUGUCUGAGAGAGAAAGACAGAGAGAGGUGUUAAAUAGAGAGAGAGAGAGAGAGAGAGCGAGAAUGAGACAGAACGCAAGAGAGAGAGAGAGAGGGCGGGAGACAGGACAUCAGGUAAAGAGAUAUGGUGAACCAUAGUUAGGCCCCAGACUUCGUCCAAAAUGGCACCCUAUUCCAUAUGUAGUGCACUACUUUUGACCUGAUCCAAAGUAACCAAAUUUACUAUGUAGGGAAGAGGGUGUCAUUUGGGACAGAGACAGCAUCUGUAACUCCCAUGUGUAUGAAUUCUUUAUUUUCCUCAUCUGUCUUCUCUAUUAUGCCCCUCCUCUCCUCCUCACGUUAUUCUGUUCUAUCACCCAGUCCAAGAGCUUGCUUCCACACCAUCCAUUUCAAAGUUAAAGACACACACCUUGGAAUAAAUUUUAAAAAGGGAAACUAUAUUACUAUGUGAA